UCUAACAUAACAGGUACAUCCAACUAUCACAUCAAGGACACUUGGUCUUUUGUAAACAAAAUCAGGAAAACACCAAUCCCUCCUGAACACCUGUUAGUAUCCUUAGAUGUCAAAUCACUGUUUACCAACAUUCCAACCAAUUUAGCAAUAUCUAUAAUCAGUAAAAACUGGCCCAACUUGAAAUCUCACACCAACAUAAAUAAAAAAGAAUUCCUCGCAGCCACUAAACUUUGUUUAGAUUCAUGCUAUUUCGCUUACAAAGAUAAAUUCUACCAACAAAUUUUUGGCGUAGCAAUGGGCUCACCAAUUAGCCCAGUAGUAGCGAAUUUAGUACUUGAACAUUUUGAAAAAAAAAUCAUUUCACAUCUUCCUUUUAGCCUCCCUUUUUACUAUCGAUACGUAGACGAUAUUAUAACGUGUGUCAAGAAGGAAAACCUACAACUCCUUCUGACUAAGUUUAACAAUUUUCACCCACGUAUACAGUUCACCUUUGAGUUGGAAAAAGAUGGUAAAAUCAGUUUUCUUGACACUAUGGUUAUUAACCAUAAUGACACUAUAAUUUUAGAUUGGCAUCACAAACCAACCUGGUCUGGGAGAUACAUUCACUUUAAUUCAUAUCGUCCCAUUAAACAUAAAAAAUCUGUCGCCAUAUCCUUAUUCGAUCGCUGCCUUAGAAUCUCAAACCCUCAAUUUCUUAAAAAAAAUUUAAAACUUGUCGAAACAACUCUCAUAUCUAAUGGCUACCCUUUAAAAUUCAUUAAUGAUAUCAAAAAGUAUAGAGUGGAUAAAAUGUACAACUCGAUUGAUUGGAAUUUAGACUCCAACAAUCAAACUAAUGUUAAGGACAAAUUUAAAAACUCUAUCUCUAUACCGUACAUUGAAAAUCUGUCUAGCCAAAUCAAAAGAAUUCUGAAUGACGAGGGUAUUGAAAUUACUUUUAGAAUAUCUAAUACUACCAAACUUUCUCUGUUUUCUCAUCUUAAAUCUGUAACUCCUAAUUUAGAGAAAAUUAACUGUGUAUACAAAAUACCAUGUCGAGACUGUAGCAAGAGUUAUAUUGGACAAACGUCACAACAUCUAAAAAAUAGAAUUUCUGGCCAUCGCUCUAAUAUUAAAUGCCAUGUCACUGAUAGAUGCGCUUUAGCAGAACACUCCUUAAGUCUGGGGCACAAUUUCGAUUUCAACAACUCUAUAACCCUAGCUACAGAACCGAACUGGUAUAAACGUAUCAUUAAGGAAAUGAUUCAUAUCUUUAAGAACAAAAGGAACUCUGUUAACAAACGUACUGAUAUUGAACAUCUUAGCCACUUACACUCUAACAUUCUCUAGUUUUCAUAAUCUAGUUUUCAAAUUUUGGCGUCAUUUGCUCCGAUUGGUCAUCUGCCUUUAAUAUCCAUGACAUUCGAACAUAGAUCAAUAUCACACGUGAUCAACAUAGAUUUACGGAUCGAUUCCCGCUAACCUUCACUUCCGUCCGAAAUGCUGAACUAUUAGCAACACCUAAGCAUGUACUGGUCGUCAAUUUUUAAAUUUUUCCUGAGGAUGGUCGGCAGGGCCCGGCCGAAACGUCGAUUAUUAUGU
Molecule: messenger RNA, 1581 nt
Organism: Neodiprion virginianus
Lineage: Eukaryota; Metazoa; Arthropoda; Insecta; Hymenoptera; Diprionidae
Exons: 2
Coding region: 295-1329 (344 amino acids)
Source: RefSeq, a predicted model, not a curated record